Lingula anatina is the source of this 1000-nucleotide messenger RNA. Its product is annotated as gluconokinase-like. NCBI's taxonomy places the organism in Eukaryota, Metazoa, Brachiopoda, Lingulata, Lingulida, Lingulidae. Gene Ontology annotation, molecular function: gluconokinase activity. The record is from RefSeq and is a predicted model, not a curated record. Gene Ontology annotation, cellular component: cytoplasm.
UUAUUCAACACCUAACCAUUACUACUAAUGCAUCAUGGGACGGACCACAAUGUCAGAGGUCACAACUAACGCAAUCAUCAACAAGAACAACCAUUGCUCAGUUGCUGUCAGACAAGGUAGGGUGGCCUAUUGCUGAAGCUGAUGACUAUCACACACCAGAAAACUAAGCCAAAAUGGCCAGAGGGAUUCCUUUGGAAGAUCAGGACAGACUACCAUGGCUUCUGGCAUUACACCAAGUCAUUCAAAGGUGGCUUGAUGAAGGUUCAUCUGGAAUAAUUACUUGCUCCUCUCUGAAGAAGAUCUACCGGGAAAUCAUUCUAAAUGGUAAUGUUGGGGCUGAGGAUUUUGCUGAAGAUAAAAAUCCAAGUAGGAUAAAUGGAGCAGCAUUCCCUCCACAGAAUAUCAAAUUUGUCUACUUGAAGGGAGAUAAAGAAACAAUUACUCAACGAAUGCAAAUGCGAACUGGACAUUUUAUGCCUCCCUCAUUAGUUGAAUCACAAUGUUCAGUAUUGAUCAUUACUGAAUUGGUCCAUUUCAACUCUAAGUUUUCCAUAGACAGCACCAUAUAUAUACUAUACAGUAUCAGAGUUGGUGAUUCUGUUAUCACAACAAGCACAGAAGUUAGAAACGUGGGUGUAACUUUCAACUACAAAUGUGACAUGACACCACACAUUAACAGUGUGUAAAUCAUAUUUUAGUCUGCAACGAAUAUCUAAGAUUCUUCACCUUAUUGACAGCAAGCAAACAAGAGCUACUCAUCCAUGCAUUUGUGACUUCUAGACUGAAUAUAUUUCAUAAUUGUUCUUUGAGCAGUUUUCAUAAAGUAAAAUUAAUCAAGGACACAGUGACAGCUAGUCGCAAAAAUAUUAUAAACACUUGUCAUUAAUGAUUUAAAAUCGUGACAUGUAAAAUUUGUUUUUCAAUAUCUAGUGAAAUAAACUCAUAUAUUGCCAGUAAAAAUAUCGUGACAUGUAAAAUUUGUUUUUCAGUAUCUAGUGAA